This is a messenger RNA of Anastrepha ludens (Mexican fruit fly), 879 nucleotides long. Its product is annotated as LYR motif-containing protein 2. The transcript has 3 exons. Lineage: Eukaryota; Metazoa; Arthropoda; Insecta; Diptera; Tephritidae. The record is from RefSeq and is a predicted model, not a curated record. Gene Ontology annotation, cellular component: mitochondrion. The coding region runs from base 513 to 851 and encodes 112 amino acids.
UAAAAAUAGUAUAUGCAUAGAUUACUUUUAAUUCGGCUACAAAGUAUUGCACAAAAUAGGGGUCAAUAUGGGACAUAAAUGUCAUUCUGUUGUAUAAACAAAAAAGAAGGAAUAGAAACUGUAAUGGCAUCGGAAAAAAUUAUUCAUAUUUCUACAGUUGCCUUUUUACUUUAAGUUGACUGCAUUUACAUUUAAGUUUUUAGAUAAUAUUAAACAAACUUUGCUAUGAAUAAAAACGAUUGGGUGAAAGUUUGAAUUAUUCCAUUGCACAGCAGAAGUGCAAGCAAGAUGUGAGACAGCCCUAGCAAGUGCAAAACAAACAAAACUAAAAAGUGACUUCUCCAACGAAAAAUCAUAGCACAACAAAACGUGGAAACAGCUGUUUUUGGCAUUCUAAAUGAAAAAGUUGUAGGAUGCACAAACCAGUCAGCUGAAAUCCUGGUGUAAAUAUAUAUCGUCCUUGACUGAAGCUAAUAAAAGGGGAAUAUAUUUCACAAAUCUCUCAAUAAAAAAUGGCAAAACUUCAAAAAACGGCAUUAAAUUUGAAGCAGUUCAUGCUACGCCAGGAGGUACUCAAGCUGUAUCGGGAAAUUUUCCGCACCAUUCGACUUGUGCCGGACGAGAGCAAUCAGCGGGAGCUACGUGAGUGGGCCCGGCAUGACUUUCGUACACACCGUGGCCAAACAGAUGAAUUGGCCAUUAAAAUGAUGAUACAAUACGGGCGUCGCAGUCUUACUGAGUUGCAAACAAGUUUGGAUUUGAGUGGUGCCGGUGCUGGGAAGGGUUCGAGUGCGAAAACGACGGAAAGUAAGAAAUCCAGUAAUGAAGAACUAAAGAAUAAAAUUAGAUAAUAAAAAAUAAUAUGUACCGAAAGCAGAA